Messenger RNA from Pogonomyrmex barbatus (red harvester ant), 1461 nucleotides. RefSeq lists its product as uncharacterized. The record is from RefSeq and is a predicted model, not a curated record. NCBI's taxonomy places the organism in Eukaryota, Metazoa, Arthropoda, Insecta, Hymenoptera, Formicidae.
AUUUUGUGCAAUGGCCCUAUUUUUCCAUUUUACUAUAGAUAUAUUUAAAGUCGACGUCACGAUGCUUUUUUAGCUAUUGGAUUGUUUGUGUGUUUCUGCUAACUAUCUUGCUGGUUGUCUUGCUGAAAAUUGUAAUCUACUGAUAGACUGAUCCCAAUUAUCCCAAUUUUUACAAUUACGUAAACACUAGCUAUUAUUUAAUACUUGGUUUCCAAUUUAAAAAAAAAUUAAGCAGAGUUCACAGUCUAUAUAUACUACAUUCUAUGGCUAUUCUGAACUAUUUCGGGAUCCGGAAUCUGGGAUUCCCCAUACCGUGGUUGGAUGCGGUGGAUAUAUUCCCAUAAAAUUUUGUUUUGUGUCAUUGCAUUUUCGUGUCAUUGCAUUUUUGCUGUGUUAUAUACAUUUUUUAUUUUGUAUCAUUAAUUACUGUUAGCUCCAGAGCUUCAGAGUAAGAUCAUUUCAAAGGAAUAAUAAUAGCCUAGUGCUAGGCGGAAAAAUUUAAAUCUGAUGGUGGUAUCACAGAAAAGUGAUACACAGAUAACUGAUAACUACAAUCUUGGGUUAAAGGUUCUGAUUAAAAAGAAAAGAAUACAUAUAUAAUUGUAUCGAACUAUAUCCUACCGAGAAAAGAUAUAUUUAAUAAGAUUCCAUUUAUCUCGUCAAAUAUUAGAGAACUAAAACUAAAAAAUAGAUACAAUGCUACAAUUACAUUAUAUUGCAAUUAUAAGCAUUAAUAUUAUUAUGUUAGUUUAUGCUGAUAUCACAGAAGGAACAGGUCAAAGUGCAAUCGUAUCAACGACGACAGAUUUCACAAUAGCGGAUAUUGAAACGCAAAAUGAAUUUAAUAUGAAAAUGUAUAAUGGUUGCGAAUGCAUUAAGUAUGAUUGUGGAUGUUGUCAACAUUUAGAAUGGGAUGAAGUCUCUAUGGAUGGAAGAUUGUGUGCAAACGCUAGUUAUUUAGAGAAAGAUUAUGGGAUUUCAGUUACUGUUACAUAUAACAACUUCACGAUUAUUAAUGAAACAGUUUCAGCUCGAAAUCCACCACCCAUUUGUUUUGGCGAGGAUAUUGUAGAUGCAUUGGAUGUUGAAAUUUGCUUACAUAUCUAUGAUAUAGAUGUUAAAGUCGAUAUGUUUCAUGCUUGUUUCGAGAUCUUUGGAAGAAUAAUGAAACUCAGAAUUGCAAAAAUACAAUUGGGUUGUAUUCAGACUAAAUUACAUGAAAAAACAGAAUAUAUAGAAAGCAACUUGCUACCAAUAUUUUUUAAGAGGAAAGAAAAAGACAUGUUACCUAAUGUGGUCAUGGUAUGAAUCAUAUACAGAAUCUCUAUAAAUUAAGUAAUAUGUUUUUUAUAUUUUUUAUAUUGAGUUUUUGGAUAUAUAAUAUGUAUGUUUUCUUUAUUUUUGUGCCAGAUUGUAAUGCAAUUAAGUUUUAUCUAAUUAUAAGAGAAUAGUUAUGAUUAA